Messenger RNA from Saprolegnia parasitica CBS 223.65, 306 nucleotides. RefSeq lists its product as hypothetical. The coding region runs from base 1 to 306 and encodes 101 amino acids. The record is from RefSeq and is a predicted model, not a curated record. The transcript has a single exon. Lineage: Eukaryota; Oomycota; Saprolegniomycetes; Saprolegniales; Saprolegniaceae.
AUGUAUGGCAAGCGCCUAGCCGUCGUCCAGAUCAACCUCCGCAAUCUCCCGUGCACUUACGAGGCAGAUCGCUUUGACGACCUCGAGGAGCUCGGCUUUGUCUGGCGCAUGCCGCGAGCCGAGCAUCGCAUUGUCUCGAUCAUGGCCGACGAAAGCGCGUACCUCUCUGCCAUGCCUCUAACGUCGCUCGUGGCGCUGUUAAAGGUGCAUCACGACGCCUCCGGUAGCUUGGACAUUUUGCAUGGUCUCGGUCUCUUUCCCGAGCUACCGCGGUGGAUCGUUGUCACGUCGACAAAAGAGACGUGA